GUGCGAGAAGCUGAGGAAGGGAAGGGAAGUGCGGCGGGGCUUUGGAGCCGGGCGCUCGGGGGCUUUGGGGCCGAGCUGCUGGGAAAGGCGGCUUUCGGUUGGCGAGCGGCAACGCCGUGCGUCGGGGUCGGCGAGAAAGACUGCGAGCCAUGGGGGCCGCUGGGAAAGGCCGGCUGUGGCGGAGAGGGACGGCGAGCGGGAGACGGAGCGGCGGCGGCGGCGAGAGGCAAGUGCUGCUGUGGCUCGUGUGCGUUUGCGUGUGGGAGAGCGGGGCCGAAACGCUGCGCUAUUCGGUGGCGGAGGAAAUGGCGAGGGACUCGUUGGUGGGCAACGUCGCCCAGGACCUGGGGCUUUCUCCGAGCCAGCUCGCGGCUCGCAAGGCGCGCGUGGUGUCCGAGGGGAGCGAGCAGCAUUUCCGCCUCGAUCCGCAUAGCGGCGUCCUGACGGUCACGGAGACGCUGGACCGAGAGCGGAUCUGUCCGCACAGCGAGAGCUGCGCGCUCUUGUUUAAGCUUUUCUUUGAGAACCCGGUGCAGCUGAUCCGCGGGGAGGUGGAGGUUCGGGACGUGAACGACCACUCCCCCGUGUUCAGGAAAAGGGGCGUUGAUUUAAGGAUUCCUGAAUUGGCAUCUCUGGGAUCCCGUUACCCUCUUGAAAGGGCACAGGAUGAGGACGUUGGGAUCAACGGCUUGCAGAAUUACAGCCUCUCCCCAAACUCGCAUUUCUCCCUUGCUCUCGAAAAAGGGAAAGAUGGAGGCAAAUACGCGGAGCUCGUCCUGCAGAAGCCUUUGGACCGCGAGGAGCAGCGGGAGCUGCAUUUGGUGCUCACGGCCACGGACGGGGGCUCGCCGCCCAGGUCGGGCACGGCUCAGGUCCGGGUGGUGGUGCUGGAUGCCAACGACAACAUGCCGGUGUUCUCGCGGGAGGUGUACGAGGUGCGCGUGGCCGAGAACAGCCCCCCGGGGCAGCUGGUGGUCCGGGUGUCAGCCGUGGAUCCCGACGAAGGCUCCAACGGCAAAGUGCGGUACGAGUUCACUGAGAUGUCAGAGAGGUCCAGCCAACUGUUUCAGCUGAACCCUGAGAGCGGGGAGAUUCGGUUAUUGGGUAAUUUGGAUUACGAAGAAGAAAAAUUCCUCGAGCUCGUGGUGAGAGCCACAGACGGGGGUGGUCUGUCUGCGCACUGCAGAGUGCACGUGGAGGUGCUGGACGUGAACGACAACGCGCCGGAGAUGGCGCUGAGCUCCGUGAGCGCCUCCAUCCCCGAGGACGCCCCGCCCCGCACCGUGGUGGCCCUGCUGAGCGUGCGGGACCGCGACUCCGGCGACAACGGGCGGACGGAGUGCGCCAUCGAGGGCGACGUGCCGUUCAGCCUGACGGCCGCUUUCGCCAACCACUACGAGCUGCGCACCAGCGCGGCCCUGGACAGGGAGACGACGGCCGAGUACAACGUGAGCAUCGUGGCCACGGACUGGGGCCGGGCGCGGCUGAGCGCUCGCGAAAGCGUGUCGGUGCGCAUCGCCGACGUGAACGACAACGCGCCGCGCUUCACGCAGGCGGCGUACAGCAUGUCGGUGAGCGAGAACGAGGCGGGCGCGGUGCGGAUCGGCAGCGUGAAGGCGACGGACGCGGACGCGGGCGCGAACGGGCGCGUGAGGUACGCGCUGGUGCGGGAGGAGGGCGAGGAGCGGCCCGCCGUGUCGGUGGACGCCGAGAGCGGGGCCGUGUCCGUCGUGCGGCCGCUGGACUACGAGGAGGUGCGCGCCGUGGAGGUGACGGUGCGCGCCGCCGACGGGGGCUCGCCGCCGCGGAGCGCCACGGCGCUGCUGCGGGUGCUGGUGCGGGACGAGAACGACAACGCGCCCGUGGUGCUGCACCCGCCGGCCGACGGCGGCGCGGCGCUGGGCGAGCUGGUGCCGCGGCGGGCGCGGGCGGGCUACCUGGUGGCCAAGGUGGUGGCGGUGGACGCGGACGCGGGGCAGAACGCGUGGCUGUGCUACGAGCUGGCCAAGGCGACGGAGCCGGGGCUGUUCCGCGUGGGGCUGCACAGCGGCGAGGUGCGCACGGCGCGGGCCGUGGGCGAGCGCGACGCGGCCCGGCACAGGCUGGUGGUGCUGGUGCGGGACCGCGGGCGGCCGCCGCGCUCCGCCAGCGCCACCCUCGCCGUCGCCCUGGCCGACGGCUUCUCGGAAGGCCACCUGCGGGCGAGCGAAGAGGCGCCGGCCGCCGAGCCCGACGGCCGCCUCACCCUCUACCUCAGCGUCUGCUUGGCCUGCGUGUCCGCGCUCUUCGUGGCCGGCGCGGCGGCCGCCGUGGCCGCCAAGGUGCGGCGGGCCCGGCGGGGCGAGCCGGGGACCUUGCCCACCUUCCCGCAGUCCGCCGCCGACAGCAGCGCCGGCUCCCUGCCCCGCAGCUACGUCUACGACGUCCGCCUCGCCGCCGGCACCGUCAACAGCGAGUUCCGCUUCCUCGGGCCGCUCUUGCCCUGCUUCCCCGCCGGGCUGCCGCAGGGCGCGGCCGAGCAGCGGAGCUCGCUCUGCUCGGCCGGCCUCGGGCAAGAAGAAGGCGACUGGGCUGUGCAGGGCCGAGCUCCCCUCUCUGAAGGCACGGCUCCCGGGGCAGCAGAGGAGAAUGCCAGUUUGGAUCAAAGCUCCUGGCUCAGCCAUCAGAGCCACCAGGAGUACUGUGUCCAGGAGGAACGGAGAUGCGAACCUCCAAGUCCACCCACAUGGGCAGCGGUGCUCGGAACGCGGAGGAGGAGCAAUUCCCCGUUGCGCCGCUGGGUGGGGAUGUUGGCCACGAAGCGGCAGCUCCCGCUGGCCGCAGCGCGCUUGCAGGCGCAGGCGCCCAGAAGGGCCGUGCGAGCUGCUGGGGAAGGGAAGGGAAGGGCGGCGGGGCACGGAGCCGGGCGCUCGGAGGCUUUGGGGCCGAGCUGCUGGGAAAGGCGGCUUUCGGUUGGCGAGCGGCAGCGCCGUGCGUCGGGGCCGGCGAGAAAGGCUGCGAGCAUGAAAGGCCGGCUGUGGCGGAGAGGGACGGCGAGCGGGAGACGGAACGGCGGCGGCGGCGAGAGGCAAGUGCUGCUGUGGCUCGUGUGCGUUUGCGUGUGCGAGAGCGGGGCCGAAACGCUGCGCUAUUCGGUGGCGGAGGAAAUGGCGAGGGACUCGUUGGUGGGCAACGUCGCCCAGGACCUGGGGCUUUCUCCGAGCCAGCUCGCGGCUCGCAAGGCGCGCGUGGUGUCCGAGGGGAGCGAGCAGCAUUUCCGCCUCGAUCCGCAUAGCGGCGUCCUGACGGUCACGGAGACGCUGGACCGAGAGCGGAUCUGUCCGCACAGCGAGAGCUGCGCGCUCUUGUUUAAGCUUUUCUUUGAGAACCCGGUGCAGCUGAUCCGCGGGGAGGUGGAGGUUCGGGACGUGAACGACAACUCCCCCGUGUUCUCCAAGAAAGAGACAAUUCUAGAGAUUCUUGAAACGGCAUCUCCUGGGACUCGGUUCCCACUGCAAAGAGCGCGGGAUAAGGACGUGGGGAUCAACGGUUUACAGAAUUACAGCCUCUCCCCAAACUCGCAUUUCUCCCUUGCUCCCGAGAAAGGAGAGGAUGGAGAUAAAUACGCGGAGCUCGUCCUGCAGAGGCCUUUGGACCGCGAGGAGCAGCGGGAGCUGCAUUUGGUGCUCACGGCCACGGACGGGGGCUCGCCGCCCAGGUCGGGCACGGCCCAGGUCCGGGUGGUGGUGCUGGAUGCCAACGACAACAUGCCGGUGUUCUCGCGGGAGGUGUACGAGGUGCGCGUGGCCGAGAACAGCCCCCCGGGGCAGCUGGUGGUCCGGGUGUCGGCCGCGGAUCCCGACGAAGGCUCCAACGGCAAAGUGCGGUACGAGUUCACUGAGAUGUCCGACCAGUCCGUUCAACUCUUCGACCUGAACGCAGCCACCGGAGAGAUUCGGGUCUCGGGAACGGUUGAUUUCGAGGAUGCGAAAGCUCACAAGCUGGUAGUGAGAGCGAUUGAUGGCGGUGGUCUGUCUGCGCACUGCAGAGUGCACGUGGAGGUGCUGGACGUGAACGACAACGCGCCGGAGAUCGCGCUGAGCUCCGUGAGCGCCUCCAUCCCCGAGGACGCCCCGCCCCGCACCGUGGUGGCCCUGCUGAGCGUGCGGGACCGCGACUCCGGCGACAACGGGCGGACGGAGUGCGCCAUCGAGGGCGACGUGCCGUUCAGCCUGACGGCCGCUUUCGCCAACCACUACGAGCUGCGCACCAGCGCGGCCCUGGACAGGGAGACGACGGCCGAGUACAACGUGAGCAUCGUGGCCACGGACUGGGGCCGGGCGCGGCUGAGCGCUCGCGAAAGCGUGUCGGUGCGCAUCGCCGACGUGAACGACAACGCGCCGCGCUUCACGCAGGCGGCGUACAGCAUGUCGGUGAGCGAGAACGAGGCGGGCGCGGUGCGGAUCGGCAGCGUGAAGGCGACGGACGCGGACGCGGGCGCGAACGGGCGCGUGAGGUACGCGCUGGUGCGGGAGGAGGGCGAGGAGCGGCCCGCCGUGUCGGUGGACGCCGAGAGCGGGGCCGUGUCCGUCGUGCGGCCGCUGGACUACGAGGAGGUGCGCGCCGUGGAGGUGACGGUGCGCGCCGCCGACGGGGGCUCGCCGCCGCGGAGCGCCACGGCGCUGCUGCGGGUGCUGGUGCGGGACGAGAACGACAACGCGCCCGUGGUGCUGCACCCGCCGGCCGACGGCGGCGCGGCGCUGGGCGAGCUGGUGCCGCGGCGGGCGCGGGCGGGCUACCUGGUGGCCAAGGUGGUGGCGGUGGACGCGGACGCGGGGCAGAACGCGUGGCUGUGCUACGAGCUGGCCAAGGCGACGGAGCCGGGGCUGUUCCGCGUGGGGCUGCACAGCGGCGAGGUGCGCACGGCGCGGGCCGUGGGCGAGCGCGACGCGGCCCGGCACAGGCUGGUGGUGCUGGUGCGGGACCGCGGGCGGCCGCCGCGCUCCGCCAGCGCCACCCUCGCCGUCGCCCUGGCCGACGGCUUCUCGGAAGGCCACCUGCGGGCGAGCGAAGAGGCGCCGGCCGCCGAGCCCGACGGCCGCCUCACCCUCUACCUCAGCGUCUGCUUGGCCUGCGUGUCCGCGCUCUUCGUGGCCGGCGCGGCGGCCGCCGUGGCCGCCAAGGUGCGGCGGGCCCGGCGGGGCGAGCCGGGGACCUUGCCCACCUUCCCGCAGUCCGCCGCCGACAGCAGCGCCGGCUCCCUGCCCCGCAGCUACGUCUACGACGUCCGCCUCGCCGCCGGCACCGUCAACAGCGAGUUCCGCUUCCUCGGGCCGCUCUUGCCCUGCUUCCCCGCCGGGCUGCCGCAGGGCGCGGCCGAGCAGCGGAGCUCGCUCUGCUCGGCCGGCCUCGGGCAAGAAGAAGGCGACUGGGCUGUGCAGGGCCGAGCUCCCCUCUCUGAAGGCACGGCUCCCGGGGCAGCAGAGGAGAAUGCCAGUUUGGAUCAAAGCCCCUGGCUCAGCCAUCAGUAAGGGAGGAGAAGGAGCAGAAUCUCGGUCCCCGUGGGCUGAUGUCUUCGUAGUGAAAUGAAGGAGAGACCAAACACGCACCAAAAAUGUACCAGGAAAAUGCUGUACUGCUGUGUGAGAGAGCAAGGACACUCCUGUUAACCAGUCCUCCAUGUAUUUAUUCUGAACCCUUGAUAGGUCUGCAGGGUGUUGCAUGCUGCAAACACUGAGCCUUGUUACCUAAUGAUUGUAGUGCUGUUGUUCCUAAGUAUUAAGUGAAUGGGAAUAAAAAGUUGGAUGGGGGCCUUGGGCAGCCUGGUCUAGUAUUAAAUGGGGAGGUUGGUGGCCAUGCCUGUUGCAGAGGUGUUGCAGAUUCAUGAUCCCUGAGGUCCCUUCCAACCUGGGCCAUUCUGUGAUUCUCUAAUAUUCAAGGUAUUGUUUUCCUACGUGUGUUUUUAUGCAUUGUUUUGUUGUUGUUGUUGUUGUCAGGUGGGCUCUGUAAUAUUGUAAUCUAUUCAAUGCCAGGUUGUGAAUCUAUUGAUCAAAGCUGAAUGUUUCCAGCAAAAGUAUUCUUGAAUGACACUGGGAAGCUGGCUGCCUUUGAGAUGACUGACGUUCACACUGUGCACAUGCAAUGAGGAGUUCCCGGGUUUUGUAUGUUGUACCGGGUGGUCUUUGAGCACUGUAUUUGGUUUUGGAUUGGUUUGAUUUCUUUCUCAACAUGAAGUCUAAAUGAAUGGUUCUAGAGCAUUUCAGGAUUAUGGAAUAUAGAUAUGAAGAGAUAAUAAAAUCUUCAAAGCCA
Gallus gallus (chicken) is the source of this 6288-nucleotide messenger RNA. Its product is annotated as protocadherin beta-15-like. NCBI's taxonomy places the organism in Eukaryota, Metazoa, Chordata, Aves, Galliformes, Phasianidae. The record is from RefSeq and is a predicted model, not a curated record. Gene Ontology annotation, cellular component: plasma membrane. Gene Ontology annotation, biological process: homophilic cell-cell adhesion. Bases 150 to 5510 code for a protein of 1786 amino acids. Gene Ontology annotation, molecular function: calcium ion binding. The transcript has 5 exons.